AUGAGAGAUACAUUCGUGAAUUUGGCUGUUAUCCUCUGUUCCCUUCUAACAACAUCGAUAUUUGCUGAGCACAAUAUUGAAUUGCAGCCUCUUUUCAGCGAAUCACACCAACCUACCGGAUAUGCUAUACCUGCAAUGAUAAUUACCGAGAUACCAGAAAUAGAGCUCAAUCUGCCUUUGGAUCUUAUCGCACUUAUUUGGGUUCCUCAGCGCCCUCAUUCUGACCUUCAUCUGCCAAAUAGCGCAUCUUACGUACAUAAAUCUUGCGCUAAGAAACAGCAUCCUCCAUCAAACCGCUCAUCCAGUUCAGACAUUGGGGAACAAGAAUGCGGUCUCAUAAAUGUUUCUGCAUGCCGGAUUCAUGAUUAUAUUUUG
This is a messenger RNA of Acanthocheilonema viteae, 375 nucleotides long. NCBI's taxonomy places the organism in Eukaryota, Metazoa, Nematoda, Chromadorea, Rhabditida, Onchocercidae. The record is from the annotation of a GenBank genome assembly.